AUGUCAAACAUUUUAGCCCCGUUCCAGCUCUUGGAACUGAAUAUAAUAUCAGCACAAGAUCUGGCAAAUGUGUCUCGUUCCAUGCGGACCUAUGCGGUUGCAUGGGUUCACCCAGAUCGUAAACUUUCAACACGAGUGGACACUCAUGGCGACAACAAUCCAACAUGGAAUGACAAGUUUGUGUUCCGUGUGGACGAGGAGUUUCUACACUCAGACACGUCAGCCGUGAUGAUUGAGAUCUAUGGACUACAUUGGUUCCGAGACGUACACGUGGGCACGGUCCGUGUCCUUGUUGGGAAUCUAAUCCCAACCCCACCAAGGCCCCACCAACCCAACCAUCAUCCCAAGAUCGGAAUGAGGUUCGUGGCACUUCAGGUACGUAGGCCAUCAGGUCGGCCACAAGGAAUCCUCAACAUUGGGGUUGCGGUCCUUGACAGUUCCAUGAGGAGCAUGCCAUUGUAUACACAACUCAAUCUCUCUGGAGCCGUUGGAUAUCGGCAUUUGAUGGGUGAAGAUGAGUCAUUUUUGCAAGGGAGUCAUACAACGCUUACAAGCAGGCCUGAAUUUCGUCGUACGAAGAGUGAUACAAGUUCCAUGAUUGGUUCAGAGCUUCGAACUGCUCAAUUCCGUGGGAAAACAACACGUAAAGGAAAAUCUAGUUCCAUGGUGAACGAGUCUUCCUCCGAAAUCGAUCACAAGAAGAGAGGUCAAUCCAGAGGCAGCUCUUUGCUUAGUGGCUCCAUCAUGUUAAGAAGAGUGAAAAGCAAAAAGGGCAAAAAGUCUCGCUCGGUUGUUAGUGCCUCGGAUGCAGAGAGUGACCCUCGUAAUAAGAAGGGUAAAAACGGAAAAGCAAGUUCGUUGGUGAGCGGGUCGGAAGUAUCCGUGGAUCCUCCAAGGAAGAGUAAAAUUGGAAGAGCAAGUUCGGUGUUGAGCACAUCUGAGGUUAGUACGGACGUGGAGGCUCAGCCACCCAUUAAGGUUAUUAAUGGAAAAAAGAAUGGUAAGCCAAGUUCGUUGGUUAACGGUAACGGCUCAGAUGUUGGGGACCCACCACCAAAAAAGGUUGUGUUAAAUGAGAAUCCUGUCAUUGAAGAAUCCGACGUUAAUUGGUCAGAAUCUGAGGUUGAAAGGAUACCAAGUCUACCACCACCAAAAUCAAAGGGAACAAAAUUAGAAAAAACCACAAGUUUCCAAAUUGAUCCUGUGAUUCAAAACCCACCUCCUAGAAAAUCUACGGGAACGACCCCGUUGCACCCACGUGCCACCAAUGUCAAUUCCAGUUCCACACCCAAGCAUGCACGUGCCAAUCCCACACCCAUCCAUCCUCGUACUAGUGCCACACCCAUGCAUUCUAAAUCUUUUGGUAAAUUCACCGGCUUGACUGAGUACGGAACCCCAAGAAAGUUCUCCGAGCAUGGCACUCCGAAAAAGUUCAUACCCCCGGCUGUAAUGACGGAGUCAGAGCUGGGUCCAUCAGCGUCGGAGGUGGCGGCGGAGGUGGCGAGAGCGCCGAGAGUGGAAGAGGAGGGAAGCUCUAUUGUUGGUGGGUGGAGCUUGGCUGAAGAGAGCGUGGAAGGCCUACAAUCAAAGCUCGAACGUUGGAGGACGGAGCUUCCGCCCGUCUAUGACCGUGGCGAGUUUUCGAGCAUAAGGGGAUCAACCGAGCCCCGCGGCCAUGCGCGACGCCACACUGAUGGUGGCAAUGGGUUGUUUUCUUGCUUCAGCAAUAUUUGUGGGUGUCAAUGCCAUAUUGUUUGUGGUGGUGACUCUGCCCGUGUGGACAAGAAAGGUGGUACAAGUGUUCGGAUCCCCCGGAGCUCAUCCGCUAAUAAUGUGGGCUAUACUUGA
Molecule: messenger RNA, 1848 nt
Organism: Quercus robur (English oak)
Lineage: Eukaryota; Viridiplantae; Streptophyta; Magnoliopsida; Fagales; Fagaceae
Exons: 1
Coding region: 1-1848 (615 amino acids)
Biological process (GO): defense response
Source: RefSeq, a predicted model, not a curated record